Messenger RNA from Vombatus ursinus (common wombat), 2053 nucleotides. RefSeq names its product homer scaffold protein 2 (gene HOMER2). The transcript has 9 exons. Gene Ontology annotation, molecular function: G protein-coupled glutamate receptor binding. The record is from RefSeq and is a predicted model, not a curated record. Gene Ontology annotation, biological process: G protein-coupled glutamate receptor signaling pathway; regulation of store-operated calcium entry. Gene Ontology annotation, cellular component: plasma membrane; dendrite; postsynaptic density. NCBI's taxonomy places the organism in Eukaryota, Metazoa, Chordata, Mammalia, Diprotodontia, Vombatidae. Bases 152 to 1213 code for a protein of 353 amino acids.
CAGCCCAGCCAAAUGGAGCCACGCCGGGAUUGAGUGGGGCGCAGACUAGGAGCCGCAUGUGCCAAGUUCGGAAGCGGCUGGAGAAGCUCUUCUGCUAGAAGCGAAUGCUAGAGAGUCCCGUCGGAGUGGGAGGCCAGGCAAGCUUGCAAAGAUGGGAGAACAACCCAUCUUCACCACCAGAGCACAUGUCUUCCAAAUAGACCCCACCACUAAGAAGAACUGGAUGCCUGCAAGCAAGCAGGCAGUCACCGUUUCUUACUUCUAUGACAGCACAAGAAACAGCUAUCGGAUUAUCAGUGUGGACGGAGCGAAGGUAAUCAUCAACAGCACAAUCACACCUAAUAUGACUUUCACCAAAACAUCGCAGAAAUUUGGCCAGUGGGCAGACAGCAGAGCAAACACUGUGUUUGGUUUGGGUUUUUCUUCUGAGCAACAGCUGACAAAGUUUGCAGAGAAAUUCCAAGAAGUGAAGGAAGCUGCCAAAUUAGCUAGAGACAAGUCUCAAGAGAAAAUCGAGACCUCAAGCAAUCAUUCUCAAGAAUCAGGAUGUGAAACCCCAUCUUCUACUCAGGCAUCAAGUGUGAAUGGGACAGAUGAUGAAAAGGCAUCUCAUGGCCCUGCAGAAGCACAUCUGAAAUCGGAGAAUGAGAAGCUGAAACUGGCCCUUACACAGAGUGCCUCUAACGUGAAGAAAUGGGAGAUCGAGCUGCAAACUCUGAGAGAAAGCAAUGCAAGAUUGACAGCAGCACUUCAAGAAUCCGCUGCCAGUGUAGAUCAGUGGAAAAAGCAGUUUUCUAUUUGCAGAGAUGAGAAUGAUCGACUCAGGAAUAAGAUUGAAGAACUAGAAGAACAAUGUAAUGAGAUAAAUAAGGAGAAAGAGAGGAAUGCACAGCUGAGCAGGAGACUGGAGGCCUUAGAGUCGGAAAUUCAAGAAAAGGAAAGGGAGUUGAAAGAUCUCCGAAAACAAGGUGAAAUCAUACCCCAGCUCAUGUCAGAAUGUGAUUUUGUCACGGAGAAAUUAGAGGCUUCUGAGAGAGAAAAUCAAAAUCUCGAAGAUAAAGUGAGGUCUUUAAGGACAGACAUCGAGGAGAGUAAACACAGACAGCGCCACCUAAAAAUGGAACUCAAGAACUUUUUGGAAGUCCUUGAUGGGAAGAUCGAUGACUUGCAUGAUUUUCGGCGAGGGCUCUCCAAACUGGGAACGGAAAAUUAGAGUGCAAGUUGUGAUCUAGGCUCCAGGAGUUUGAUGUUUGUUAACCCUAAGUGUGUGUAUUACAAAAUAGGAACAGGAAGUACACCUUGUCUGCAUUUUUUUGUAAAUAGAGGCUCAGAGUAUGUUGUGUUUUCCAACCAAAUGUGCUGCUCACUAACUUCUGUCCAGAAUAGAAACCUUUUCUUGCUUCUCUGGGCUUGUAGACAGGUAGAGGAUCCUACCUCAGGAAUCAGGAACUAGGUUUACGUUAAAUGCAUAUGCAGUUAGUCAGUACAGGGACAUCUAUAUUUCUUAAGGACUGUUGCAACCAUAGAAACACAAAGUGUUUUCUAAUCCAACUUCCAAAAUUCUAAGCAACCUGCAAUUUCAUUGUUUUUUGUUAAAUGAGAUUGGAAUUAGUUGGGAUUCCUAAUCUCACUGAUCAAAAAUAUAAUAGAGAUGAUUUCUGCUCUGGUACAUUUUGGAUUAGAUGAUUCUGAGGUCCUUUUGAAGUCUGUGAUUCCUGACAGGUGUACAUUAGUUUUGGGAUAAGCUAUCUAAGACUCAUUGUGUAUCAGUGUAGUGAAUCUCUCAUAGUAGACGUGAUGCUUUAAAAAAUGAGUUAAUAGAGAUUUCAGAAGAAGAAAGGGAAUCAGGUUUUUAAGAAACAUAGGUAUGUCCUCUAAAUCAGCGCACCAUUUGCACAUGUCAUGUGGUCUGCAGGACUACAAAACAACUUUCCUUUUAAUUAUUUUUAACUUAUAAGUGGACAACCAUGAUAAAAAAGCAACAGACCAUGAAGGCUGAGUCUACAUGAAGAGUGGUAUUGUAAUCAAAUAAAACUUGAAACAAAUUUCAGCU